AUGGUAUCACACAAGCUAUAUAAGCCAUUGAGGCUCCUGAUCUUAGGUGCCCCUGGUUCUGGGAAAGGUACACAGACAUCCAGGCUGCUCAAAAGAUUUCCACAGCUCAAUUCGAUAUCCUCUGGUGAUAUGUUGCGACAACAAAUAAAGGAGGGUACAAAGCUCGGAUCUUUGGCAGCCUCCUACGUGCUGAAUGGAGAGCUAUUACCGGACAACUUGAUCACACGAGUAGUAGUCUCGCACUUGGACCAAACCGGGUGGCUGGUACCCAGUGCUAACUGGCUUCUUGACGGUUUUCCACGCACAGCAGAACAGGCCAAAAUGCUUGGUGGGGAACUAUCGAAGGUGCAUUGCAACUUAAAUCUAGUGGUAGAAUUGGAUGUUCCCCACGAUAUCAUAUUAAAAAGGAUUGAAAAUCGAUUUGUACACAUUCCAAGCGGUAGGAUAUACAACCUGGAGUACAAUCCUCCCAAGGUUCCCGGUAAGGACGACGUAACGGGCGAGCCUUUAUCGAAACGGCCCGAUGAUAACCCAGAGGUGUUUAGCAAGAGAUUAAGAGAGUACGCAAGAACUAUGGCACCUUUAAGAGAAUUUUACGCAAUGAAAGACAUUUUGAAAACUGUUUCGGGGGAAACGUCCGACAUUAUUUUUCCAAAGCUGUGCAAGCUGAUCGAGGAGGGCAAAUACUGA
Messenger RNA from Zygotorulaspora mrakii, 690 nucleotides. RefSeq names its product adenylate kinase ADK2 (gene ADK2). The coding region runs from base 1 to 690 and encodes 229 amino acids. The transcript has a single exon. The record is from RefSeq and is a predicted model, not a curated record. Gene Ontology annotation, biological process: nucleobase-containing compound metabolic process. Lineage: Eukaryota; Fungi; Ascomycota; Saccharomycetes; Saccharomycetales; Saccharomycetaceae. Gene Ontology annotation, cellular component: cytoplasm; mitochondrion. Gene Ontology annotation, molecular function: AMP kinase activity; ATP binding.